AUGAGAUAUAUGCUGAAGAAGUGGCCGACAGAUCUUUUGGCCAUCUUCGAGACUCAUGCUGGUGCAGAGAAAGCACGGCGUAUCUGUGAAGGAUUAGGAUUCGAAGAUUCUUUCAGAGUGGACGCGGUGGGGCAAAGCGGUGGCAUUUGGUUGUUGUGGAAGAAGGCCAUCGGUGAUGUUGUGGUUCUAAACUUGUCGGAGCAGUUCAUUCAUGUGCGAGUAACGAAGAAUGCUGAGGUGAUGCACGUCGUAGUGGUGUAUGCAGCGCCGUCAGUAAGUCGUCGUUCCGGUCUGUGGAUGCAACUACGGGACUUAAUUCGUCAGGUACAUGAGCCACUGAUUAUAGGAGGGGAUUUCAAUACAAUUGUCAGGGUUGAUGAGAGAACUGGUGGUAAUGGGAGACUGUCACCAGACUCGCUGGAGUUUGGAAGUUGGAUCAAUGAGAUGUCGCUCAUUGAUAUGGGUUUUCGGGGAAAUCGAUUUACGUGGAAAAGAGGGAGGGAAGCAAGAUUCUUUGUGGCCAAAAGGUUAGAUCGGAUUAUGUGCUGUGCGCAAGCACGAUUGAAAUGGCAAGAUGCGACGGUAACGCAUUUGCCUUUUCUAGCAUCAGAUCACUCGGCUCUGUACCUGCAGCUGACACCGACGGUGACUGGAGAUGCUAGAAGACGACCAUUCAGAUUUGAAGCGGCCUGGUUAAGCCACACCAGCUUCAAGGACCUGCUCUCAGCGUCGUGGGAUCCGAAUCUUGACACGAGGAAAGCCUUAGCUAAGUUGGAGAGGGUUUUGCGGAAAUGGAAUAAAGAGGAUUUUGGGGAUGUUCAGGUCUGGAAGGAAAAGUUAUUGAAGGAAAUCCAGGAAGUCCAAGAGGAGCUGGAGAGCAAUAGUUCUGAUGAGUUGAUUGUUAGAGAAGCGGAGUUGAUGAAGGAAUUUGAUGUGGUACUUGAGCAAGAGGAGAUUAUUUGGACGCAGAAGGCCAGAGAGAAAUGGGUAGUACAUGGGGAUCGAAACACUACCUUCUUCCACACGUCGACUGUCAUCCGGAGACGGAGGAACCGUAUAGAGAUGCUAAAAAAUGGGGACGGAGUCUGUGUCUCUGACAGGAAUGAACUUGAGGAUAUGGCGGUUGAGUAUUUCCGGAGAUUAUACUCCCUGGAUGAUGUUGAAGAAAACGUGGAAGCAUUACCAUCAGAGGGGUUUACGGCUUUGACGGAGACUGAGACCAGAGCAUUAGACAUGCCUUUUGCAGAAGAGGAGAUAGUAGCAGCUGUUAGAAACAUGGGGAGUUAUAAGGCACCUGGACCGGACGGUUAUCAACCAGUGUUUUAUCAGCGAUGCUGGGAUGAGGUUGGAGAAUCAGUCAAGCGUUUUGCCCUGGAAUUCUUCCGGACAGGGAGGCUACCACAAGAUACUAAUGAUGCGCUAGUAGUUCUCAUCCCGAAGGUAUCAAGUCCGGAGAAGUUGCAACAGCUACGCCCUAUCAGCCUGUGUAACGUUUUGUUCAAGAUCAUAACAAAGACUAUAGUUGGCAGAUUGAAACCGGUGAUGACGAAGCUGAUCGGGCCUGCUCAAUCAAGUUUCAUCCGCGGACGAUUGAGCACAGAUAAUAUUGUCAUUGUUCAGGAGGCAGUGCAUUCUAUGCGACGGAAAAAAGGGAAGAGAGGUUGGAUGCUUCGCAAACUGGAUUUGGAGAAAGCUUAUGACCGGAUAAGAUGGGACUUUCUCGAGGAUUCUAUUAGAGCAGCAAGGCUAUCUGAGCAUUGGACCACUUGGAUUAUGCAGUGUGUGUCUGGACCAUCCAUGCGACUGCUUUGA
Microthlaspi erraticum is the source of this 1812-nucleotide messenger RNA. Lineage: Eukaryota; Viridiplantae; Streptophyta; Magnoliopsida; Brassicales; Brassicaceae. The record is from the annotation of a GenBank genome assembly.